Aedes albopictus (Asian tiger mosquito) is the source of this 1361-nucleotide messenger RNA. RefSeq names its product basic helix-loop-helix transcription factor scleraxis. Gene Ontology annotation, molecular function: protein dimerization activity; DNA-binding transcription factor activity, RNA polymerase II-specific; RNA polymerase II transcription regulatory region sequence-specific DNA binding. Gene Ontology annotation, biological process: developmental process; regulation of transcription by RNA polymerase II. The record is from RefSeq and is a predicted model, not a curated record. Bases 740 to 1351 code for a protein of 203 amino acids. The transcript has 3 exons. NCBI's taxonomy places the organism in Eukaryota, Metazoa, Arthropoda, Insecta, Diptera, Culicidae.
GUCUUAAUGAACACUGUUGUUUCUAUCUCAAUUUAAAACUGCAAUAAAUUAGAAACCGAAACAUCCGUUUCCCAAUGUUUACACAGGAUAACAACCCCGCAAAUUAGUAACCGAUGCCCUCACCACCAACUGUGAAACGAACACGUGACACUUGAACCGAACCGAUUACUCCCUGUAAAGAGAGGUCAUAAAUUUUCUCCAGAAAUAGACAACGAUCAGCAAUCAGCAGCAUCCAUCGACCGAACAUAAGAGGCAAGAAGUGUGCUGCGUGCUGUGGCUAUCACUUGCUAGGAAUCUCCUGCGACGACCCCGAGCAACGACGGCCAAGAAAAGGAAAACAAACAAACGCCUCCUCACAUUGACGCUUUAGGCGAGCAGAGAUGAUGGCACUUGCUUGGUGUGAUGAUCUACUCUACAUAUCAUCAUUUCGAAGGAACUUCCUUUCCUCAUUCACAUCGUCGUCGUCGGGUCGGGUAACGAGUUCACAGUCAGCCGCGGCUUAUUUUCCCACUCAUCGCGCUCGCUCUCAUUGCUCAUUAACGACUUAAUUCAUUUAACAAGUGUUCGCUUACUAGACUACCAAUUCAUCCAGUCACUAGCGAGUGCGGCAGCGUGAUGUCGCCUGACUUGAUCGUUUGAUCAACCGCGCGGUAGUUGCGAUCGCGGUUCACCACAGGAAGGAUGUACUUUCAAGUAGGGAUUGCGCGGUGAAAAGUAAAGGGUUUUGUACUGUAGCGAAAUGAGUGUCGUCAAGGGUCGAAGGACUGCGAAGAAUAGAGCCAACAGUAAUGCGGCUCGGGUGGAGAAAGUGAUGCAAAGUGUGUACGAGGAACUGUUCGGUGAUGCGGCACAACCGUUGGCAGAGAUUGAAUGUGACCCUUCAUGUGCAAUUGGAUUUGGCAAGGAUUCGCAAGGUGAAGGAUCAGUGGAUGGUGAAUAUCAUCAACGGUCACAGGCCAAUGCCAGAGAACGAUUCCGGACGCACAGUGUCAACUCGGCGUUUAACAAUCUACGACUGCUGAUUCCCACGGAACCCAAAAAUCGAAAACUUUCCAAAAUUGAAACGCUUCGUUUGGCCAAAAGCUAUAUUUCUCAUCUGAUAGCUGUGCUGAUUACUGGAAACACUUGGCAACCGUGUCUGAUGGCGCAAUCUUCACAACUUCUGGGUGAUGAACACGGUGAAUGCGGAAGCACGAGCGACAGUAGCCAGUGCAGUCGAGGAUCAGGGCCUACUUUGCUUAGGAGUGUAGAACUCGGAAUAGAAAACUACGAGCCAGUAGGAUCUGGCAUAGGUUUAGAGGGAACGGGAAGGGCUGCAAUUUGCACAUUUUGUGUUUCAGUAAAAAGGUAAAGAGUUAUUA